Molecule: messenger RNA, 548 nt
Organism: Juglans microcarpa x Juglans regia
Lineage: Eukaryota; Viridiplantae; Streptophyta; Magnoliopsida; Fagales; Juglandaceae
Product: vacuolar protein sorting-associated protein 53 A-like
Exons: 3
Coding region: 93-497 (134 amino acids)
Biological process (GO): retrograde transport, endosome to Golgi
Cellular component (GO): GARP complex
Source: RefSeq, a predicted model, not a curated record
UGCAUAAAACAAACGUCUUUGACAUAUCAUUUUCUUCCUUUCUGAAACAGACAACUGGUGCUGCUAGCUAUUCAAAAUUUGUGAGCCGUGAAAUGAGCAAAGCUGAAGCACUUUCGAAGGUUAUACUGUCAACAUUUGAUUCAGUGGCGGAUACAUAUCGAGCAUUGCUACCAGAGGGCACACCAAUGGAGUUUCAGCGAAUUUUUGAGCUUAAGGGUCUAAAAAAAGCUGAUCAGCAAAGUGUACAAGAUGACUUCAACAAACAUGGGCCCGGGAUCACACAACCCUCUAUCAUGCCAUCAGUAGUCCCAGCGGCAGCUCCUGUGAUACCCAGUCCGGCUUCAAUCGGACUAGUUGCUUCCCGAGAGGAUGUGUUAACCAGAGCAGCUGCACUUGGAAGAUGUGCUGCUACAACAGGGUUCAAGAGGUUCCUUGCUUUAACAGAUGCUGCAAAAGAUCGCAAAGAUGGGCCCUUUAGAAAGCUCUUUAAUCCAUGACAGCAUUUGAAUCCCAAUUUUACAUGCAGUUUUGGUACUGGUGCCAUUCGU